Molecule: messenger RNA, 3743 nt
Organism: Polypterus senegalus (gray bichir)
Lineage: Eukaryota; Metazoa; Chordata; Cladistia; Polypteriformes; Polypteridae
Gene: ap3b1a
Product: adaptor related protein complex 3 subunit beta 1a
Exons: 27
Coding region: 160-3450 (1096 amino acids)
Biological process (GO): intracellular protein transport; anterograde synaptic vesicle transport; vesicle-mediated transport
Cellular component (GO): clathrin adaptor complex; AP-3 adaptor complex; membrane coat
Source: RefSeq, a predicted model, not a curated record
CACGCUGCUGUCAUGUGACUCCUCCAAGUCCAACUCACACUUCCGGUGCUGCGUGUAGCCUUCAGAAAAGUUGGAAAAGAAAAGUUAAAAUCCAAGAACAGAGUGUGGUGCUCCCGUUAAAGUUUUGGAAAGUACAUUAACAAGGCAGUUUUAAAAAAAAUGUCGAGUAACAGCUUAUCUUACAAUGAUCAAGGGGGCAUGGCGGUGGAACAUGCCAGCGAAGCAGGGCAAGAGACGACUCCAACCACGGGGUCUGGAAGUGGAUUCGGCCUCUUCAGGACCGACUACAAAAAAGAUGAUGACCUUAAAGAAAUGCUGGAGAGCAACAAGGAUUCUCUUAAGCUUGAAGCCAUGAAGAGAAUUGUUGGGUUGAUUGCGAAAGGAAAAAAUUCUUCAGACCUGUUUCCAGCUGUGGUGAAAAAUGUUGCCAGUAAAAAUAUCGAGCUCAAGAAACUUGUCUAUGUGUACUUGGUUCGAUAUGCUGAAGAGCAGCAGGAUCUUGCCCUUCUUUCAAUCAGUACAUUUCAGCGUGCAUUGAAGGAUCCCAACCAGCUCAUCCGUGCAAGUGCUCUGCGAGUUUUAUCCAGUAUCAGAGUUCCUAUUAUUGUUCCAAUCAUGAUGCUGGCGAUUAAAGAAGCAGCUAGUGAUUUGUCGCCAUAUGUUAGGAAAACUGCAGCUCAUGCAAUCCAGAAACUUUACAGCUUGGAUCCUGAUCAGAAAGAACAUUUAAUUGAAGUUAUUGAAAAACUGUUAAAGGAUAAAAGCACCUUGGUCGCUGGAAGUGUUGUGAUGGCUUUUGAAGAAGUCUGUCCAGACCGCAUAGAUCUCAUUCAUAAAAAUUACAGAAAGUUAUGCAACCUUUUGGUGGAUGUUGAGGAGUGGGGUCAAGUAGUUAUUAUUAACAUGCUGACCAGAUAUGCACGUACCCAGUUUCUGAGCCCAUGGAGAGAGGAUAAGUUAUUCAUUGAAGAUAAUGAGAAAACCUUUUAUGAAUCUGAUGAAGACAAUAAAGCCAAGAGUGCACAGACAGUGAAAGCCUAUGUGAUGGAUCCAGACCAUCAGUUACUUCUCCGAAACACUAAGCCCUUACUUCAAAGCAGAAACACAGCUGUUGUGAUGGCAGUUGCUCAGCUGUAUUGGCACCUAGCUCCAAAGGCAGAUGUAGGCAUUAUUUCCAAGUCAUUAGUUCGAUUACUCCGAAGCCACAGGGAGGUACAAUACAUAGUACUGCAGAAUAUAGCAACAAUCUCUAUUCAGAGAAAGGGCAUGUUUGAGCCAUAUUUGAAAAGUUUUUAUGUGAGGUCAACAGAUGCAACACACAUCAAGAUACUAAAACUGGAAAUCCUGACAAAUUUAGCAAAUGAAGCUAAUAUUUCUACGAUCCUCAGGGAAUUUCAGACAUACGUAAAGAGUCAAGAUAAAAUUUUUGCCGCUGCCACAAUUCAGGCUAUUGGAAGAUGUGCAACAAAUAUUACAGAAGUGACUGAUACCUGCCUAAAUGGACUUGUUCUGUUACUGUCAAAUGGAAAUGAAACUGUUGUGGCAGAAAGUGUGGUAGUUAUCAAAAACCUUUUGCAAACGCAGUCCACACAGCAUGGUGAUAUUAUUAAACAUAUGGCCAAGCUUUUGGAUAAUAUAACUGUUCCAAUGGCAAGAGCCAGCAUUCUGUGGCUUAUCGGAGAAUACUGUGAAAGAGUCCCAAAGAUAGCCCCUGAUGUACUAAGAAAAAUGGCUAAGACAUUUACCUCUGAAGAAGAGAUUGUGAAAUUACAGAUUUUAAACUUGGCUGCCAAACUAUAUCUUACAAACUCCAAACAGACGAAAUUGCUUACACAGUAUAUAUUAAAUCUGGCCAAGUAUGAUCAGAACUAUGACAUUAGAGAUCGUACAAGAUUUAUUAGGCAGCUGAUUGUUCCCAAUGAGAAGAGCGGUGCCUUGAGCAAAUAUGCAAAGAAAAUUUUUCUGGCCCCAAAGCCUGCUCCAGUCCUGGAGUCUCCAUUUAAAGAUAGGGAUCGCUUCCAGCUUGGCACAUUAUCCCAUACCCUUAACACCAAAGCCUCUGGUUAUCUGGAGCUGUCUCAAUGGCCUGAAGUAGCCCCUGACCCAUCUGUGAGAAACGUGGAGGUUAUUGAGCCGGUAAAUCAAUGGAAACCUCAAUUAGGGAAAGUUAAGACUACAAAACCAGCUCAUUCAUUCUACUCAGAUGGAGACGAGGAGGAUGAGGAGGAGGCGGCAGCUUCAGGUAGUGAAGAGAGCAGUAGUGAAGACAGCAGCAGCGGAAGUGAAGAUGAAGCAGAAGAGAAUAAAAGCAGCAGUAGUAGUAAAGGUAGUGACUCUACCUCCUCCAGCAGUGAAGGCAGUGACAGUGAAUCGGAAUCUAACAAGAAAAAGAAAACAAAGAAAAAAACAAUGACAGGGAAUGAAAGUGGCAAACAACAGUCUGUUUUGCACAAGACUGAUUCAAGUACUUCAGAGGAAAGCUCAUCUGGCUCUCAAUCAGAGUCUGAAGCAGAAACAGACUCUGACUCCGGAACUGACCAAAAUCACCAAAAACCAAAGAGCAAGAUAAAGGAAGUAAAAGAAUUAAUUAAGAAACCUGAGAUUUCUCUGCUUGACCUAGAUGACUUUGCACCUCCUCCUUCUUCUUCACCAAUCGUAAUGCCUAAGCCAGCAGUUCUGUCACCCACCCUUAUUAUGGAUUUGGAGGGUUUGUCUUUAUCUAGCACAUCAAUAGCAAUUGAUGUCACCAGUCCUGUAUAUGUUCCUGCUAAACCUCAUGAACUUCUUCAUCGGAUGAGUGGCAAAGGACUAUCAGCUCAGUACCAUUUUCCACGCCAGCCCUGCAUAUACAACUCAAAGAUGGUAUCUGUACAAGUUACAUUAUCCAAUGAAGCAGACCAAAAAAUAGAAGGUAUUCAUAUAGGAGAGAAGAAACUGCCCACUGGACUCCAGAUUUAUGAAUUUAAUAGAAUUGAAUCCCUUGAACCAGGAUCGUCUAUAACUGUAUCCAUGGGCAUUGAUUUCAAUGAUUCCACACAGUCAGCCAAUUUCCAGCUUUGCACAAAAAGUGACCAGUUCAGUGUCUCCAUUCAACCAACAGUGGGUGAGCUGCUUCUGCCUGUGACAAUGUCUGAACAAGACUUUAAAGUACAACAAGGCAAGUUAACAGGUAUGAAUGAGAACACUACUUCCAUCACUUUGGAACCAAAAAAUUCUUCUGGGCAACCUGUUGUACACAAGAUUGUCAAUGUGGCCAACCUUGGCUUGGUACCUUCAGGUCAGGACAACAUACACAGGUUUGCUGCCAAAACCGUGAAUGCUGGAACCCUGGUGCUUGUUACUUUGGAUUUAAAAGAAUCAUUGACAGCUCUGCUCAUUGUCAACACUGAAAAGACAGCAAUUGGGUCAAUGUUGCUGCGUGAAAUCAAGACUGCCCUUUCUCAGGCUUAACAGCACUACAAUCAGAAGUAAUAUGCCUAUCUCUAAAACAAUGUUCAUUCCAACUGGUAGGAUAGUGGAAACAAUAAAAUCCCAUGUGUUAUCCAGAAAUUAUAUUUUUUCUUUGGUGAUUUAGUUAUUCCUGUUUUUUCACCACUUCAGGACUAAUGUUCUUUGGCGCGCAAAUCCCUUGCAAUAUGUGAGAUUGCAUCUGCUUAGUUCUCAGAACAAUUCAGGUAUAUUGUAGCAUUUCCAUUUUCACAUAUUUGGGAAUCUAAAAAAAUAAAUAUUAGAUUCACACACUG